GUCCUCAGACAACUGGUGCAUUAGUGAUACGUUGUCAGGUGUGCUUGACUCCCCGCUCAGCUCAUCACAUCUCCUUACCAUGCGCAUCCGUGAUAGAGUUAUAUACUCGAGUUAUAAACCUUUCAGUUGGCCUCUUAUCCCCCAUCCGAAUUCCGUUGCUACCGCCUCUACAUCACGAUGGAAGGCCUAGACAGCAUCUGGAAGAGAUAUCCAGCUUUCAGGAUAGCAGGUGCGCUUAACAUUCACUUUAUGCAAGAAGACGCUUUCAAGUUUGGAAGACCGACCGACCUUCAUUGUCGCAGGGUGAAAAAUACUGUGGAUAUCAACACGGUGAAGAAGUGGAUCAAACUGUGCCAUGCGAGCCAUGGAGAUACAUGUAAAGUCUCAAGAAUAGGCGAACACGACAAGAGGAUACUGCCGGGGUUUGUGAGAGUGGUGGACAUAGUAUUGAUGGCUGUGGUUCCUGCGCCUUCUGGUUGUCGUUACAUGGCCCCCAGUUACAUAUGGGGAGGCAUCGGCGCAGGGUAUUGGACGACGAAGGAUAAUAUAGCAGAGUGCGGCACGCCUGGCAGGUUGAGCACGAAAAGCUCCCUGAUACCAUCACUGAUUCGAUUAUAUUCGUUCGACAACUUGGUGAACGUUACAUAUGGAUCGAUGCUUUAUGCGACGACUAUACACAAUAUGGAUCUGGUCCACGGCCUCUCUUAUCUCACAAUAAUCGGCUGCCCAUCUCUCCCGUGCUCCACCUUCACCUUCACUUCUGCAUCCAGAACCACGAUUGCCCUCUUUGACGACCAAAUUCGGAACCACCCUUCGGGUCAGCGGUUGCUGUAUCCUGAGCACAACGUUAGUGUUCAUUGCAAGAUUCUCACCUUCACGUACCUUCAUCUAUGUGUUUAAACAGACGCUAGUUCAGGAGAAGGCGAGAGUCAUCACGCCGCGGAGCCAUUGUGCUAUCAGCUGUCCGAGCUCAGACAUGCUACUUCUACUUGCCAUUCCCCCUGCUUUCCAUUCGUUCGGUUCAGGUGACUGAUAAUGCUAUGGUUCUGAAGGAACGUUUUUCAACAAUGCCAUGA
Messenger RNA from Suillus discolor, 1076 nucleotides. RefSeq lists its product as uncharacterized. The coding region runs from base 178 to 900 and encodes 240 amino acids. The transcript has a single exon. NCBI's taxonomy places the organism in Eukaryota, Fungi, Basidiomycota, Agaricomycetes, Boletales, Suillaceae. The record is from RefSeq and is a predicted model, not a curated record.